This is a messenger RNA of Chiroxiphia lanceolata (lance-tailed manakin), 3957 nucleotides long. RefSeq names its product immunoglobulin like domain containing receptor 2 (gene ILDR2). Gene Ontology annotation, cellular component: membrane. Gene Ontology annotation, biological process: pancreas development. Lineage: Eukaryota; Metazoa; Chordata; Aves; Passeriformes; Pipridae. The record is from RefSeq and is a predicted model, not a curated record. The coding region runs from base 541 to 2490 and encodes 649 amino acids. The transcript is spliced from 10 exons.
GCAUCCAGGGGCUGGGAAAGGAGUACAGGGUGCAGAUAAACGUGACAUAACAUUCCUCCCUCUUUUUAAAGAGCUCCUUUAUCUGGACAUGUGCGGAUAGAUCAGGACUUUUCCAUCAGGCUAAAAGACUGGGCUGCUGACACUUUCCUCCCUCCACUGAAGGUAGUUCAGGAUUCCUGGCAGCGACCGCUGUUCGGAGCAUGCAGGGUCAAUGCAGAGAGAGAGAGAGAGAGGUGCCGCAGUAGUAGGAAGACCUUCCCGUUUCCUCUAGCCCCGGGGUUUUGAGGCAGGACUGCGUGCUGCUGGUGCUAGUCGAGAGCCAGUGGGCACAGGCUUCCGGAGGCAACAGGUUAUCCACAGCUGCGUGCUGAGAGAUGGAGGCAGCCGGAGCCCGUCUGCUUCCCUCCAGCCUCUGGUCGCUGCUGCCCAGCAAUAAAUCAGGUGCUGCUGUCCUUUUUCACGGCCGAGAGAAAGCAAAUAAGCCAAGGUGUGUGACUGUGAGCGCGUGUGUGCACAGAAAGGGAGGAGAGGCUAGCAAACAUGGAUUCAAGAUUUUCCUCUCCCCAGUGGCUGUGCAAAGGAAUGAAAGGUCUGCAUCAAGCUGAGGUGGAAGGGUUGCAGGUCACUGUGCCUGAGAAGAAGAAGGUGGCCAUGCUGUUUCAGCCUGCUCUGCUUCGCUGCCAUUUCUCUACUUCUUCCACCCAACCAGCUGUGGUGCAGUGGAGGUACAAAUCUUACUGCCAGGACCGGAUGGGAGAAGCUUUGGGAAUGGUGACCUCUGGGUUACAGACAAUGAGCAAGAGGAACCUGGACUGGGAUCCCUACCUGGACUGUGUGGACAGCAGAAGGACAGUCCGUGUCGUGGCCUCCAAACAGGGAUCUGCCAUCACUAUAGGGGACUUCUAUAAGGAAAGAGACGUCAGCAUUGUCCACGAUGCAGACCUGCAGAUUGGGAAGUUGAUGUGGGGAGACAGUGGGCUCUACUACUGCCUUAUUAUCACACCAGAUGACGUGGAGGGCAAGAAUGAAGAAUCAGUGGAGCUGCUUGUGCUGGGCAGGACAGGGCUGCUUGCUGAUCUCUUGCCCAGUUUUGCUGUGGAGAUUAUGCCAGAGUGGGUCUUUGUGGGCCUGGUGAUCCUGGGGGCGUUCCUGUUCUUCCUCCUGGUGGGGAUCUGCUGGUGCCAGUGCUGCCCACACAGCUGCUGCUGUUACGUCCGCUGCCCCUGCUGUCCUGAGUCCUGCUGCUGUCCCCGGGCACUGUAUGUAGCAGGCAAAGCAGCAAAAGCUGGGUACCCUCCUCCAGUCUCUGCCAUGCCAGGUCCAUACUACAUCCCCAGCGUUCCUGUAGCUGGUGUCCCAUCUCCUGCUGUGCUGAUGGAUAAGUCGCACCCCCCUCCCUUAGCCCCAAGUGACGCCAGUGGAGGAAGCCAGAAUGCGGUGCGCAAAGGGUACAGGAUCCAGGCUGACAAGGACAGGGACUCCAUGAAGGUGCUGUACUAUGUCGAGAAAGAACUGGCUCAAUUUGACCCAGCCAGGAGGAUGCGAGAACGAUAUAACAACACCGUGUCUGAGCUCAGCUCUCUGCACGAGGAGGACCUGAACUUCCGCCAGCCCUACCGGCAGUCGCGGAGGAAACCCCUGCCUCCCGCGGGGGACAUGGACGGGGACGCGGAAUACUGGGCGGGAGUCAUCGGCGGGGGCAGCACGUCCAGGUCUCAGGCUGUCUCUGAUUACAGAGAUGAGAGGGACAGUUACUGGCACAGCCAGCAGAGAUCCAAGUCUGAGAUGCUGUCCCGUAAGAGCUUCUCCGUGGGAGUGCCGGCUGUGUCCAUGGACGAGCUGGCAGCCUUUGCAGAGUCCUACAGCCAGCGGCCCCGGCGGGCGGACAGCCAGGAGACGCGGCGCUUCGAGCGGUCGGAGUCGCACGGCGGCCGCAGCGGGGGGCUGCCCCACCAGGACAGCUCCAUGGAGGAGUACUACUCCAAGCGCAGCAGAGGGAAUCGGGAGCCGCUGACGGACUCGGAUCGGGGCUGGUCGUACACCCCGCCCCGGAGACGGGCCCACGAGGAGAAGCACCUUCCCAGGCUGGUGAGCCGGACGCCCGGAGGGAGCCAGAAAUACGACCACUCCUACCUCAGCAGCGUCUUGGAGAGGAAAUCCCGGAGCUACGACGAGAGCGGUGACCAUUGCGCCACCCCCUCGAAGCUGAGCUCGCAGCCCAGCCAGAGAGGAGGGGGGACGUACUAUGCCUGGUCACCACCCUCCACCUACAAAGCCGAGAAGUCGCAGCAGCAGCCGCAGCAGCCGCCGUCGUCUCAAGAGGAGGAUGAGGAGGAGGACAGCCUGCCCCCCUACAGCGAGAGGGAGCUGAGCCGGGGCCCCUCGUACAGGGCCAGGGAACAGGCCUACCUCAAUGCCUCUGACAAGAAGAGGAAAAAGGACCCCAAGAAAACAAAUGAUUUCCCAACGAGGAUGUCCCUUGUGGUUUGAAGUUGUGGACAUCUCAUGUUGGUGGGCUGGAUAUCACGAGGUGACUGCAGUGGAGAAGAUACAGAGCAACAAGCAAGACUCUGUGACCCUUUGCAGCCAUCACCUGUGGACUGUUUCAAUUGUUUGUUUCAUCAGGGGAGCAGAGCCUUUUGUAAGAGACAGACGCCCAUGAACAGCACUCGGUCUCAGAGGCUCUGGGAAUCUGCCAGGAAAAUGAGGCCAGGGCUCUCUUUGGCACCCUGUUUCCCAGUGCCCUCCAUUCUGCACUGGAAGGCAGCCACGUCCCUACUGUCCCUGCAGCCCUCCCUGCAGCCCUGAACUACAAGCGGGGAUGGCUUUGUGCCUCCUGCCCUGUCUCAUGUGCAAAGGGAGGCCUGUGCAUACCUCUUGCUGUCUGCCUCCUCAGUUCUCUGGAUCAAAAUUGUCAUCCAUACUUUAGAGCCAUCUGUGUCAUCCCCAUACUGGGACGAGGCCUUGUUCUUACAGCUGCAGACUGCCUCCAGCUGACCAGGCUCUAAAUGGGAAAGAAAACUCACAUUCCUUUCAGACACUCUAAGAAAAUAUGUUAACUUUGAUAAGGGCUGAAUGGAGAAAGACAAUUAUGAGCUGGUUUGUUCAAUAUUUAGUUCUGUUCAUUGUGUGAUGAGAGUUUCAGGUGAGAUUGAUGUAUUGUUUUGAAAGUGGGUCAAAGUAGCUUUUAUUGUGAUGAGAGCAUGAUGUGUUUUCCCCCUGUCCGCAACUGUGUUUUGUUUUGAUGCAGCUGCAUUUCCUUGCAGCUGAGCUAUGACCCUGUAGAGCUUCAAGCUAGAGUACCUACUCCACUGUACCAUAAGCAGUGCUCUAGCCUUGCUGGUGCUCUGCUUCCAGCACACCAGACAUCCCUGCAGAGUGAGUGGCCUUUUUGUUUUAAAGGAGCAAAAAGGGGACAGUCUCAGUGAGAAGGCAGCUGCAGACCUUCAGUCCUUGCUACUGGUAUCUCUCCAUUCUGGGAAUUGUUUCCAGACACUGAAGAGAGCAGUAACAGCAGUGGAAAAAGAAUUAAGCUCUGUGGAUGGACACAAGCUUUGAAAGUCACCCUUUUCACUUACAACCAAUUCAGUCACCUUGACUGGGACGGGAUUUUAGUGGCUGUUGUCUCAGGAAUAGCUGAAUUUUGAAGGAGUGCUUCACACCAUUUGGAAGCCUGACAUCCUUUUUUUCAUAGGGUAUUAUGCAGUCAUUUAUUUAGCUGCCAAAAUCAUCACGUGAAGGAAGAUGAUGGGAUCAUUUCAAGGGCCAGUAUCUUGCCCCUUAUUAUGCCUAGAAACAACUUAGUGCCCUGUUGUGUUAUGGACAUUGUCAGCUUCUGAAAUUACACCUUUAUUGUUACUCUGGGAAUUUGGGAACCUGUCUGGCCUCAGGUGCUGAUACUGGUAGUAUUGUUUUGAACACAAGGUGUAUUAAAUCACUGCAGUUCUCCAUAAAAAA